AUGAGCUGAGACGCCAUUACUGCAUGUUAGAUCUCUGCUGAAAAACAAGGAAGUAUCUUGAUGAUUUUAAGAAGAAGCAGUUGAAAAGUUUGGUGAGUCUUGCUGAUGAAAUAAUUAAUUAUAAAAUGGCUGAGAGAGCUCUUUUGGAAAGUUACCUGAGCUGCCAUGUGUGUUCAGAGACUUUCAGAGAUGCAGUGUCUCUGAGCUGCAACCACAGCUUCUGUUCAAGCUGCCUGCAGAAAUUCUGGGAACAAACUGAAAACAAGAACUGUCCCAUCUGUAAGAGAUGGUCAAAGGAAAAUCCAUCCAACAACAUCUCUCUCAAAGAACUUGCUUCAUUUGUUGAGAAGCAGAAUGAAGCUUUAACUGAGAUGGAAAAAGAAAAGCAGAAACAGAAGGAAGUGGUGUGUGAGAAACACUCAGAGGUUCCUUAUUGGUUCUGUGAAGACGAGCAGAGAGCUGUGUGUCCUGUCUGUGAGUUUUCUAUCCACCAGAAUCACAAAGUGGUUCCUAUAGAACAAGCAGUCAGUGAGCUGAAGGAGCAGCUGAAAUCUGACUUAAAGUCUCUGCAGGACAAGAGGAACAAACACAAACAGGUGGAGAAAACAUACGAUGAUGUGAUUCAACACUCCAAGGAUCAGGUGUUGUCCACAGAGAGACAGAUCAGAGCAGAGUUCAACAAGCUCCACCAGUUCCUGAAAGAGGAAGAGGAGUCCAGACUGGCAGCUCUGAGGGAGGAAGAGGAGCAGAAGGGGAAGACUAUCAUCAGAGAGAUGAAGAGGAUUCAGGAGCAGAUCUCCUCUCUGUCAGACAGUAUCUUUGCUGUUGAAGAAGACCUGCAGAAAGACAACAUGUCGUUCCUCAGCAGUUAUAAAGCCACUCAGAGCAGAACCAGAGCCCAGAACUCACUGUCAGAUCCACAGCUGGUCUCAGGAGCUCUGAUAGAUGUGGCCAAACACCUGGGCAACCUGUCCUUCAGAGUCUGGGAGAAGAUGAAGGAGAAGGUCCACUUCAGUCCUGUUAUUCUGGACCCAAACACUGCAAACAGAAGGCUCCAUCUGUCUGAUGAUCUGACCAGUGUGAGACGUGGAGACGCAGAGCAGCAACUUCCUGAUAAUCCAGAGAGAAACACUAAUUACUCAAAUGUUUUUGGUUCUGAGGGCUUCAGCUCAGGGAAUCACAGCUGGGAGGUGGAAGUUGGAGAUCAUCCUGUCUGGAGUGUGGGUUUGGUUAAAGAGUCUGUUAACAGGAAGGGAGAAGCAUUUGCUUCACCAGAAUUUGGAAUCUGGUGUUUAUGGCAUGGUGAUGGAAAAUACGCUGAUUGUGUUGGUAAGACUCUGAUACUGAAGAAGAGUCUUCAGAGGAUCAAAGUCCAGCUGGACUAUAACAGGGGGGAGGUGACCUUCUUUGACUCUGAAGACAUGAGUCACAUCUACACUCACAGAGACACUUUCACUGAGAAACUCUUCUCAUACUUCAAUGUAGGAAAAGCUGCUGAUGCUAAAACUUCUAAUCUGAAAAUCUGUCAAACUAAGAUCUCUUUUUAAAGUUCAAAGUUGUGUUUUUAAUUUAUCUGAAUAUUUUGCAUUUUUAAAUCAGUGUUUCUAUUUUCAGUCAGACCAACUUUCUUUUUAAAUCCUUACUGAACAUCUUUAAUUAUUUUCAAGGUUUUUAAACUUUUAUUUGAAAUUAACAAUAGAAAUGGAUUACUGAAAAAAUAAAUGUAAAAUCAUCACGUCUUGAUAUCAUUUGAGAAGUCUGUUAUUACUUUUGUGAAACCUGUAUAAAAGGAUUUCUUUAUUCAGUGUCUUUUUUAAUGUAAUUUCAAAAUAUAAAAAAAGGCAGUUUGUGUUAAAUUGGAAGAGAAAGGUGAAGGAAUAUUAAAAAUGAGUGAGUUUAAGAGA
Girardinichthys multiradiatus is the source of this 1904-nucleotide messenger RNA. Its product is annotated as zinc-binding protein A33-like. Gene Ontology annotation, molecular function: protein binding; zinc ion binding. NCBI's taxonomy places the organism in Eukaryota, Metazoa, Chordata, Actinopteri, Cyprinodontiformes, Goodeidae. The coding region runs from base 126 to 1547 and encodes 473 amino acids. The transcript has a single exon. The record is from RefSeq and is a predicted model, not a curated record.